Rhopalosiphum padi (bird cherry-oat aphid) is the source of this 3631-nucleotide messenger RNA. It is a transcript of the gene Vang, whose product is annotated as vang-like protein 2. Gene Ontology annotation, cellular component: plasma membrane. Lineage: Eukaryota; Metazoa; Arthropoda; Insecta; Hemiptera; Aphididae. Gene Ontology annotation, biological process: multicellular organism development; establishment of planar polarity; Wnt signaling pathway, planar cell polarity pathway. The record is from RefSeq and is a predicted model, not a curated record.
UUAUACGCUCGUAGCUCUGCAGGACUGUGGAGUGGACAAGAUACAUAAUUUAUCAUGGCUAGAUGACGGAUGUAAACAAAAUUGUAAAUAGUUACGACUACGAUUGUCGAGUAUAACAAAAAAUAAUGUGUAUAACUGUAUAAGUAUUAAAUGCAGUGCACUGUGCACAGACUACGAUCGAAUGAUGUCUGUAAAUAAAGGGUGAUGUGCAAAACGUUGGGUUGUCAUUAUGGACACCGAGUCUAUAAGGUCCAUGAGUGAGUACAGUUCCAAAUCCAAAUACAAGAGUCACUCACUAAAAUCUGGUGGUAAUCAUAGAUCUAACAGUUAUAAAAACAAUACUCGAACUGCUCGCAAAUAUUCUGAUAGCUUAAAUAAUCCAUACGAAACAGCUAUGGCACCAUAUCAAACUACUGUGAUGUUAGAUGAUACAAGAGAUGGACAAGAUGUUGUUGAAGUGCAAAUAUUACCUCAAGAUGAAAAUUGGGGUGAAAAUACCACAGCAAUUACUGGUAAUACUUCAGUACAGUCAGGAUCCAUGGAAGAAAUGGGUGCUCUAUGGCCAGAUACUGAGCAAAAAAGUGCUUUUCCAAUAUUGUGCCAUCGUUAUAUAGCUACUACCUUGACUGGGCUUUUGUCUCUAGUCGCUUUUCUUAGUCCAUUAGCUAUGCUAGUUUUACCAAAAUUAGGUGUUUUUAGUCCUGCAGCUACAAAUCUUAGUCCUCAACAAAGAGAAACCCUAUUAAAUUGCGGUGCAGAAUGUAAAGGAGUGUUAGUUUCAUUAGCAUUCAAAAUGUUUUUAUUGGCUGUGGCAUCAUGGGCAAUUUUCCUACGUCCCGUGAAAGCAACCAUGCCCCGCAUUCAUGUUUUUAGAGCAAUCGUCUUAGCAUUAGUGUCAAUUUGUUGUGGUAUUUUUUGGCUUUUCUAUGUAGUUCAAGUCACGGAGGGAGUACGAGCAACAGCUACAGGUGAAGAUUUGCUUGAGUAUCGUGCCUUGGUAUCCUAUUCUUCUUCCCUAUGUGAUUGUCUACUUUGUAUUCAUUAUGUUGCCAUAGUGUUAAUGGAAAUAAGACACCUUCAGCCAGCUUUUUACAUCAAGGUUGUUAGGAGUCCUGAUGGUGAAAGUCGAUCAUAUCCUAUUGGUCAGUUAAGCAUUCAGCGUGCUGCUGUUUGGGUUCUUGAACGAUAUUAUACUGAAUUUUCCAUUUACAAUCCCUACUUGGAGCGUUUACCAGUCUCAAAGUCUAAAAAAAAUGCUUCCAGCUUUAAAUUUUAUGAUAUUGAGGGUAUUGGAAGUAACACGCUCCAAAUGAGUCAGUCCAGAGGCACAAUGAAUGGUCAUGCUAGACGUCGAGACUCAAGUCAUAACGAACGAUUCUAUGAAGAACAUGACUAUGAACGAAGAGUUAAGAAGCGAAGAGCCAGGCUCUUAACAGCUGCCGAAGAAGCAUUCACUCAUGUUAAACGAUCACAUCAUGAUCCUGGUGGUGGUUCUGCCAUGGAUCCAUAUGAAGCUGCUCAAGCUGUUUUCCCAACUAUUGCACGAUCUCUUCAAAAGUAUUUAAGAGUAACUAGGCAACAGCCAAGGCAUACUGUAGAGUCAAUUUUGUCUCACCUUGCUUUAUGUUUAACUCAUGAUGCUUCACCAAAGGCAUUUUUAGAACCUUACUUGAGUGCAUCUCCUGUAUUACAAAAUGAAAAAGAACAAAAAUCACUUCAAUCCUGGUCAUUAAUUUGUAAUGAAUUAUUGACUCGAGCACUCAAAGAUGGAACUGUGUUUCAAUUACGACAAAAUGAUCUUUCACUUUUGUGUACUGUACAUAAGCUUCCCCAUUUUAGUAUUAUCGAAGAAGUUAUCAAUCCAAAAUCAAAUAGAUUUGUUCUUAAGUUAAACUCUGAAACUUCUGUCUAAAUGUUUUAUUAUUUUUAACAUAAAAGUAUUAGACUUGACCGACCAAGAUUCAAUGUAUUUUCUAGUCUUCAAAUUUAAUUGAGUAUAAACUACUUAAUUUUUUAACAGUUUAUUUGGUAUGCCUCAAAAUUAAGUGUAGUAUUUUUUUUCUUAUCAAUUUAGAAUAUAUUAUAUAUAUUUAUUAACAAGUUAUCUCCUUCUAAGUACUUUGGUGGUUUUACAGUGAUUCUAUUUCUAAUGAUUUAGUUUUUGGUUAUAAACUAAUAAACUAAGAAUUGAAAGUGAAUAGUUGUAUUGUCAUGGUAAAAACACUUAAUCAUCUACAAAAUCACUAAGCUUGUCAAAAUAAUAAUUAUCAUUGAACAAUUUCACUGCUGUCAACAAAAAAUAUUAUCAUUAUUUUUACUUAAAAUUUAUGUUUCACUAUCUUUUCUCAGGCAGGAUUUUUUUUUCAACAUUUUCUCAAUUAUCUUUAUAAGUGUUGUACUAUUUAAAAUGAUUACUAUUAGUAGUAUUUGUAGUGAUAAUAAGUUCAUAAGGUACAAUUGAAUUUGUUGUGUGAAAACUUUUAGAUUAUUAUAUAUUUUAUUGUGUAUUGUUCAAUAUCUUAGCAUUAGAUUUAGAAUUUUUAUAACUUGAUUAAAUUUAACGUUUAACUGAUAUUAUACUAUUUUAAAGUCUUGCAUUUUCAUAAAAUACACAAGAAUAAAUUUAGUACACUUACUUUUGGGACAUACCUCAUAUAUAACUAUCAUAGUAUUAGGGCGUUUUGUAUAACACAUCUUAUCUGCUUAUUUUCAACAACUGACUACAUUUAAUUUAUUAAUUAUCUAUCCUAUAUUAUUGUAUGUAUGUAUUUAAUAUAUAAUUGAAUAUCCUACUCAGGUACUGAUUGAUCUGCAUUUUUCUCCUUUAUCUAGAUAAAUUAAUAACAAUUACAUAAUUUAAAUUAGAUAUUCUUCCAUAAUAUUGUUUUUAAUUACAUAAUUUUGAGUAAUUUACAAAAAAAAAUUAUUAUUUCAAAAAGACUGUUGUAUAAAAUAAAAUUAUUUUUUCUAUUGAAAUACCAAUAUUGUAAUAUUUUAAAGCUCAAUUCAUCGGGGCCAUAAACUUAUUUUUUUUAUUACAAUAACAAUAUUGCCAAUAAUAACAUAAUAUUAAACAUUUAUUCCUUGCAAUGUGUCAAGAUAUUUUUAUCACAGUUUUAUUUUCAGUAUUAUUUUGUCAUAAAUUUUAUUACUAUUAUGUUUUAUACUUUGAAGUUUUAUAACUCAUUUAAUUUAGUUAUUUUUUGUUUAUUAACUUUUUAUAUUUUAAAAUAUUUUAAUAAAGAUAAAAAUAUAUUGUAUUUAAUUAGCCUACAUUUAGUACCUGUUUUAUAAAAUUAUUGUGGUACUCAAUAUUGUUUUUGGGCUGAAUGGGUCUCUAUAUGCACAAAAAAUCUAUUCUAAAUUUAUUGAUAAGAUUAUUUUUACUCAAUAUAUGAAUUAAAACCUAGUUAACUAAUGACAUUAUUAUAAUACAUUUUUGUAGUGCAAUUUUUUUUAUUUAUACAUAUUUCAACAUUUGUUUUAUACCAAAUUAUAUUUAAGUUUUAAUUAUAAGUCCCAAAUGUAACGUAUGUAACAUACGUGAUACUUAUGAACUAAUUAAAAACAUAUUAAUGUAACAUGAAAUGUUAAUAUUUUAAUAUGAAAUAUAAAAAAAAGUUUCUAUUAA